GCACCGGGGGCUUGACCAUGUGUUGUGUGACUGCCGCCGGACGGCUGCGGGUGGAAAGUGCAGGGAGACGGAGAGAGGAGAGAGGAGCAGCUGAUCCCGGAGCAGCAGCAUCAGACAUGUAGAGAGCAGAGGAGAAUGAGCCUCGGCUGUCCUCAUAGCCACCAUGUUCCCGGGAGUUUUCUAUGCACUGCUGGCGGGAUUCCUCGGCGCCGUGGCCUCGUCGUCGGCCAAGCUGUCCCUCGGAGCCGACUACCUGAAGGGAGUCUGUGAAACCGGACUCCGGACGUGGGGAGAGCAGCGGAAAUUCAGACAGGCGGACGAAACUACCGCGUGUGACCGGCUCCAUAUUCCUCUGAGGCUGCUGUGUGGCGGGCUGCUCUUCACCUGCAACGCUGUGAUGUGGACGUUCCUCGCCAAAGCUCUCAGGUAUUCCUCGUCCUCCACCCGAACCACUGUGACCACCACUGCCUCCAACUUCGUAUCUUCCGCGUUCCUGGGCCAGCUGAUCUUCGGGGAAGCCCAGAUCGCAUUGUGGUGGGUCGGGAUCUCUCUGACCUUCUCUGGUCUGCUGGUACUUCAGAGGGUUUCACCGCAGGACGGACAACAGAAUGCUGUCGCCAAGAAGGACGAAUAAUAUGUGUGGUCUCCACUAGCUGACUGUGGUGUGUACCAGCAAACAUCUCCUUUGAUUCCACAAAGAGACAAAAUAUACUGAAAUCUGAGAAACAGCGACUGUAUUUAAUGCACUUUUGUUCCUUAACUUCAACACUAAUCCUUCAAAUUACAGCUAAAUAACACAGAAAGUAAAAGAAAUUAUUCCCAGUUUCAUGUAUUUAACUAAACACCAGUCGAAACGCUCAAUUUGGAGUCAGUAUCUACCCCUCAGGUUGCGGUUUGUGGCCGUGCAGACUGUAAAACCCUGCUGGCUCAGCUGCAGCCUUGUUCUAAAAUCAGAGGAGAUGUUGGCUUCCAGCCAGUCCGGCCAUGGCACAGCUACAGUGGAUAGUGGAGACGGUCUGAAGGAUGCCUGGGUCCAGCCUCCCAGAAGCUCUAAACUCAUCUUUUGUCCACAGGCUUACAAAGAAGCAAAAACAAUUCUAGCUUUAAGUUAUUUUUGGGAAAACAGUCAACAACAACAACAGCACAACAACUCAUGAGCUAAGAGAACAAUGGGAAAGAAGCGAAGAGGUUUAGAAGAAUAGUUUGACAUUUUGUGAAAUAUUUGUUGUCUUGUUGAGAAUUUGAGGAGAAGAUUGAGACUAAUGUCCAUGUCUGCUAGUUAGCCUAGCUUAGCAUAAAGACUGGAAAUGGGAGAGUCCACUUUGAUGCACCUAUAAAGCUUACUUGGUCUUCUUUGUUUAGUCUGUCCAAAAAAUAACCCCUGAAAAAACUUGUAAAACUGACAGCAUGGUUUUCUGGUGGACUACAUGUGUGGCUAUUCACUAACUGAGAGAAGUGUGGUUACGUUUAUCUUGAAAUCCCCUUAAUAAACCACAACUUUUUGUUCUUCUCUCUUUGGUGCAAUCUGGUUCCUCCGGUCUCCAGUCUUUAUGCUAGCUAAUAGCACUUUUCCACUAGCACCUACUCGACUCUACUCACUUUAGGUCAUUUUCCAUUACAGUUGAGUACCACCUCAUCAUGGGUGGAGUCACAAAACACUCACCAUCCUCGAACAUGGUCUCCAAUAAUGCAGCAGUGGAGUCGAGUGCCGUAAAUGGCGUCCAUUUGGCUAAACCUCUUCCAACGCCCCCGGUUUGAUCCACUCCGGCCGUUGUGGUCCUUGAUGGGCCGAUAGUCACUUUGGAGCUUUUUCAGCUUCUCCUGACACUGCUUCAUUGUCCUGCUGUAUCCGUGGGUGGCCAUCCGCUCAAAGACCUCGUGAUAUACUUUCUGGUUGCGAGUCCCACCGUCCAGCUCCCUCUGUAUUCUUUGGCCCACCACCAAAGUAAGAAAAGUCUCGACCUCUUCAUUCGUCCAUGGUACAGGUCUGGUGUGUCGUCACUCCUUGUCCAAUCAGUGGCCAGCACUCUGUAGAUGUCACAUUAUCGGCUCCACCCAGCUCGCCUGGAACCCCUGCCCAGUCAGUACUAAAAUAGCAUCUGGUACCAGGUUCUACAUCCUGAUGGAAAACCUCACAAACCGAGUCGGUGCUAGUGGAAAAGCGCCGUAAGCUAUCUAGUGGUCUCACUUACUGUAUGAACAUGAUAUCAAUCUUUCCACCUGAUUCUCUGCAAACAGGAAAUAGUCACUAAAUGUGGAACUAUUCCUUUAAAGGAGGAGCCAGAUUAUACAACAAAUAUAUAAUUUGGGAACUUGUGUGCAUAAUGACUGAGCUGAAGUUUAAUGUUUGAGUUUUGUGUGUGCAUGAUGCCACCAUCAGUCAGCCUGUGAGUUAUUUACUGUAUCCCCCAAAGCUUUCUUUAAAUUCCACAUGUACUUACACUACGACGACACUCACUGUAAACAUCCUACACUGACAUUGCAUAUUAUGCAUGCUCAAGGCGAUGUUUUAACUCAAGCACUUAGCUAACCAAGUGUACUCACGUCUUCACAAGUAAUAAUCCUUCUAAUGUAGCGCUGAAAGGCUCGUCCCUGGUACGAGUGUGCUCGCUGCCUGGGUUUUGUUUUCGUUUGCCUUUCUCGAUAGCCUGAACCUUAACCUCAUGACAUGAGCAUGACACACUCAGAGGCAGCUGAUCUUCCAUUCCAUGAUAAAUGUGUGCAUGUUCCCACCAAGGCCUGAACUCGGAUAAAUCACACCAAAGCAUCCUGGGAGCGUCUGACGGCCCCGUGAAGCGCUUCAUUAACCUCGUGACCUGGGUGGCCAUCGCUGUCUGUCCACCAUCACACAGUCUCGUGAUCGCCCGUUGAGCUUUAUGUGCAUUUGCGAUCUUACAUUAUUCUGUUGCGCGUCAUGAAUAAUAAUCCAUUGCUCACCGUUCCUCGGGGCUCUUCGUUGAAAGCUUCCCUCAACAUCCCUGGAUCUGUCAGCGAGGUCGCAAUAACGUUAUAACACUGUGAUGCGUGGAAUGGAGCGGGAGCUGUCAAGAAACGAGGACAGAACAUGUCGAUAUGUGCUUCUAGAAGGACGUUCCUGCUAGUAUAAGUCAGUAUACAGGUGUUUGCCUGAGCAUGACAACAAAGGCUGCUUUACUGAACGGUGUUUUCAGAUCACACUUUGCUGUUGUUUGGAUACAUAUCAUACUAUAAAUGCAUAAUGGUAGCUAUAUUACCUGUCUGUAAUAUCCCACAGCAGCAACGCACAAAUAUAUAUCAGAUGUCCUUCCAACUGCUGCUGUGCAGGUUUUGUAUCAUGUGAUUUACAUGCAUCCCUAUUAAUGUGACCGCAGUGAAAAUGUGAUUAUAAUCUGCUGUAGGCUCUCAUGUUAAAGGCCAGCUGAGUGAUGUUUCAUAGCAGGGCUGUAAACGCAGCAGCAUAUGACUUCUGUUAUUUGUGCCUCCACGUUUCAGUAUCCCGGGUGUUUUGCAUAAAGAAAUUUUUUUGAGGAAAUUAGCUUUACUUUUUUGUCAAGAGUUAGCUGAGAAACAUAUUACCACUCUUCUGCUAGUAGCUGGAGCUAGCUGCCGGUUAGCUUUGCUUUAACGCUGGAAGCAGCUAGCUUACCUCUGGGUAAAGGGGGCAAAAUCCACCUGCCAACAUCUCUAUUGCUAUUUAACACAUUGCGUGUCAUUAUUUUAUUGAUUAACCUAUACAAAAAUGUGUAGAAAAAAAACUAGUGCUAUAUUUAUUUGUGGAUAUCAACAGCAGUAGCACAACUUAAGAGCUAACAGAAGAGAUGUGACGAAAGGAAGAGACUUAAAGGAGUAGUUUGACGAUGAAAGGCUUUCAACCACACAAUAACGCAACCCUACGAAAGUCUUUGGCCUUCCCACAUACAACUGUUCAACCAAAGUAGUUUCCUUCGUCGCUUUUUUCAGGGGACACCAUCGCUCUACCUUGGGCUAAGCACCAAACAAAACUGUUGUGACUGGUUCAAAGAAAUUAUAUAACAAGGUUGGAAAUGAGGUGCAGUCAGACCAUUCUAUACAGCUUUUUAUCAGCACUACAGAAUGGUCUGACAUCGCAAAAACUAUAUCGAGUCCCGAGUUAGGGGCUGCAUCCUUGUAAGGCUACAAUCAAACUCCAAAUAAGUGACAGCAGCAAAACAAAGGUGGUCAAAUUUAGAGGGUCACUUUAAAGGCAGACUGGAAAUGCAUUUGUCUGUUUCUGGGCAACAAAUGGUCCAACAGGUGGAUCCUUCAUGGCCCGACCCAUCACAGGUGGACUUAAUGCACCAGUAACGGUUGUUUUUUUAAGAAGACAAUGGACUCCAAAAGCUGAACUCUGGUUUUAUAUUUGAUACAGCAAAAACAAAUGACCAUCACAACUUCUUGCCCUGUACUGUCAAAGUGACUUACAGUUUCAGUUUUAGUCUUGACUCUCAGUUUUGGUUGUCAACUCUGCUAGAUGUGAAUGAGAUGUAAGUGUAAGGACGGGAGCAACUGGUGAUCUUGUGUCUUUCAAAGGAUGCAGUCCAUGGUGACCACGACCCCAAUUGAAAGCAUCAUAUUUCUUGGCGGUAUCAGAUGCCAGACAGUCUGUUUAGAAUCAACAGAAUCUGAAUAAAACCUCCUCGGGACUGUCUGGUUCUUCAUCUACAGUGACUUUGUUGAUGAUCAGAAUUUUGCCUUUGGGUGUUUCUGGGGUUCCAGGUCCUUGGGGUCCAUUGAGAUGGGUCCAGAUUUGUCACUUAUUGGUGUACGCUUUCCAUCGUUUCUGGGUUAGGGUUAGCUCUGGGAUUCAUCAGUGCAACUAACGGACACAUCUGGGAUCUGCUCGGGGCUGACGCCAGAUUGGUUUUACAUCCAUCCAGUUGUUGUGGUCGGAACACUGAAUCUGGUUUCUGUUCAGAGCCAUUCUUUCUGUAGGUUUAGGCAAUUAUUGACUCAGAAAUUGGAUCAUUUUCAAUCAAUUUAGGACAAAUUUCAUGUCAUUCUGAAUUAGUUUCCUUUAAUUUUGGAUCUCCAUAGACCUCAAGGACCUGGAAUCCUGGAAACACCCACAGCAGGAAGACAGAACUCCAAUCAUCAACAAACUAGCCAAGACAUAAAAUCACGACUCGAACUUCAUACACUUGAUCUUUGGUGAAGAUUAAAUACAUAAUGUGAUUUGAAAUGUUAGUGGGCUUUGGUGUUGGCCUUUCACAUAGAGCCAAGCCAGACGUUUCUUCCAUUUACAGGUUUUAUGCUAAGCUAACUGGUUGUUGGUUUUAGCUUCACUACCACACAAACUUGAGUGGUGCUAUCUUUUAGCUCUUGGCAAGAAAGUAAAUGUUCCUCUAACCUACCUUUAAUCUUUGCUUUUUUAACACUUUUCGGUGCCUGGCUUUUCUCCAGUUAACGGCAUGAUAAGAGGGGAAACCAUCGACCCUUGAACCCACUUUCACUGUAACAUAAUCAGUCAGAGCUUCUGCAAUAGCCACAACUACAGCUCUGUGAUGGCAGCAUGGCAUUGAGUGUGAUGUACUUCUGCCUGUGUGCACAUAAACUGUAGACAGAGAGAUUAGAAACCCACUAGAACAUUAUCUUGACCUGACGAGGUGCGUCGUCACAUCGACCAGUUAAUGCGCUGUGCUGCAAGAAAACAACUAAAUUCAUCAGUUUUGAUUGUUAGAAGAGAACAGUCUUUGUUCGGUGUUAAAGAGUUUGAAUAUUUAAUAAGAGGAGCUCAGCGCUAAUGGAAAAUAGACUGAUUUUGCAUUAGUUUGUUGCAUUCCUACUCUUAAAUUUUGCAGCUCAGUCAUCACUUUAAUCUGAAGGCUGCUGCACAGACAAAUUUUUCCAUUAUGUUCAAUUUUUAACACGAAUCGAGACAGUUUGAUUAGACUCUCUGUGCUCCAGUACGAAUAAUUCAUAAAUGGUCUUACGGAUUGUGCGAAGCAAACAUUUGUAAAAGUGUAAAUAUGUUCUGUUAAUAGGAACCACUUGAAAAGAUGUGUAAAAUCGCCAUCUCCGACGAGAGGAGAAGCACUGUUAAAUUAUUAAAUAAACAUCUCAUCUGACAAACAAGA
Acanthochromis polyacanthus (spiny chromis) is the source of this 6071-nucleotide messenger RNA. Its product is annotated as transmembrane protein 42. Bases 164 to 634 code for a protein of 156 amino acids. The transcript has 3 exons. Lineage: Eukaryota; Metazoa; Chordata; Actinopteri; Pomacentridae. The record is from RefSeq and is a predicted model, not a curated record.